Molecule: messenger RNA, 540 nt
Organism: Corythoichthys intestinalis (scribbled pipefish)
Lineage: Eukaryota; Metazoa; Chordata; Actinopteri; Syngnathiformes; Syngnathidae
Product: gamma-crystallin M3-like
Exons: 3
Coding region: 7-540 (177 amino acids)
Biological process (GO): visual perception; lens development in camera-type eye
Molecular function (GO): structural constituent of eye lens
Source: RefSeq, a predicted model, not a curated record
GCAGCCAUGACCAUGGGCAAGAUUAUUUUCUAUGAGGACAGGAACUUCCAAGGACGAUCCUAUGAGACCAGCAGUGACUGUGCUGAUAUGUCCUCUUACCUGAGCAGGUGCCUCUCCUGCCGGGUGGAGAGCGGUUGCUUCAUGGUUUACGACCGUACAAACUACAUGGGCAACCAGUUUUUCGUCAGGAGGGGUGACUACUCCGACUAUCAGCGCAUGGGCAUGAGUGACUGCAUCAGGUCUUGCCGCAUGAUCCCUUUGCAUAGAGGGCAGUUCAGGAUCAGAAUCUUUGAGCGGGAGAACAUGAGCGGCCAGUCCAACGAGCUUCAAGAGGACUGUGAGAACAUCAUAGACCGCCUUCGCAUGAGCGAAUGCAUGUCGUGCAACGUGUUGGACGGCCACUGGCUACUGUUCGAACAGCCGAACUUCAGGGGCAAGAUGAUUUACCUGAGGCCUGGCGAGUACAGAAGCUUCAGGGACAUGGGCAUGAUUAGCACGCGCUUCAUGAGCAUGAAGCGCAUCAUAGAUUCCUGUUCUUAG